This is a messenger RNA of Porites lobata, 8173 nucleotides long. Lineage: Eukaryota; Metazoa; Cnidaria; Anthozoa; Scleractinia; Poritidae. The record is from the annotation of a GenBank genome assembly.
AUGGCGGUUAUGCCCGACCGAGUAGCGAAACAAGAUUUCGUUCCUCUAGAACCGUUUGUCCACCAAGUCGGUGGUCACUGCUCCAUGAUGAGAUUUGACGAUGUAUCUGUUUGCAAGCCCUUAAAGCAAAGGGAACAUCGAUUUUACGAGGAACAGCCUCCAGAAAUGCGACCAUUUACUCCUGAAUACCGAGGUACGUAUAGAAUAUAAAAUAACGCUUUAUUCCUCUUGCAAAUUUCGCUUCAACGAAAACCGGCUAUUCUCAGCUGAUCGACAAUCUUUCUCGCCCGGAAAAUAAAACUGUCUAAGUUGUAUGUCAGGACAGUAGGCUCAAAGGUAUCAGAAUUGUAAAAUUUAUUGCUUUCGUGCCUAAUUAACUUUUUGGUUGAAAAUAUGGCUGUCGAGUUAUGAGUUUCAUCCCAACUUGUCAUGAACGUAUUCCCUCGAUAGUUAUGAUCCAGAUCCAGGGAUAGUUUGUAAUGCAGGAGAAUCCUUUCUAAAAUACAACGAUUCAUUGUGCAAAACCAAUGUAUUUUACAAUAGAUUAAUAUGUCAGUGCUUUGAAAGUUGUUAAGCCCCCUGAAAACCUGCAUUUUGCUUUUUGUUAUUGGUUGUUCAAAUUCUGCGGGUGAGAAGAGAUCUUCGUCGAGACUGUCGCCCCCAACUGUGUAUGUAAACUUGAUACAACCCAAAGCUACAUUCAAAUCAAAAUCGUCAAUAACACCAUACAUAAAAAUCGUGUUUACACAUGUUCGAGGUGAAAAUGACCAAAUCGUUUCUUGUUGUUUCUUAAGUCAAAGAAAGAAUUGACCGUUAUAAGGGAGCGAACUUGUGAUUAGGCCUAUCUUUUUUCCAUUUGACAAUAAUGCUAAAAGGUUCCUGGUAAAAAAUCUUCUUGUAAACAUUGCACACUUUAUUCUUUUGCUCUCGUUAUUCUUUUUAUGAAAGUGUACCCAUCGCAGAAUGUUGCCUUACAUGACAUGCUUGACUUGUGAAUCAAGUGCAUUUUAUCAUGAAUCAGUUUAUUUUGUUCAGCUGAUUGCCUACAAUUUUAAAAAAUUAUUUGCAUAAAGGCUAUUGUCAUGCAAUCUUUGGUUUGUUUUCCCUCUUCCUCUGCAGUCUGCCAAGAAAGAUCAUCUGUAUAUUGCUAACUCGGAGGAAUGUGUUUGUUUGACCCUUUUUUUCUGCUAUACAUCUCCAUCUUUCUUUUUGCAUGAUGUAAAUAACAUUUUUGUGGUCAUUGCUUGCCACAAAAUUUAAAAAUUAAAUUCUUCUUAAAAAUUUAAAUGUAUUGAAGAUUGUUUUUAUUAUAUUGGAACAAAGUAAAAUAAAUUCUCCUUGUUUCCUAAAGGAUAGUCUGACCACAUUAAGAGUUACUUAUUGUUUUUGCAAACAAUAUUCUGUGUUAGACCCUUUUCUGCAUUUUAGUGUCAAAGCUAUCAGGUGGACAAAGUACAGUGUUUUGUAUGAUAUUGUCCAUUUGCGCCUCAGCUUCACGUAUAUGCCUCCUGGAAUGUCUAUUUUUAAUAAUAAAUAGACUUAUAAAACAUUUCAAUUAUGUCUUUAUGACAAAAUGUUGCUGCUACUACAAACAGGAGUGGUUUAUGUAAGUGUUAAAGAGGACAAGGAUGGCUAUAUUUAUCUUACCGCACACCCAGACAAGUUGGCUUUAGAGUGCCAAAAAAAGGAGGGCUCGACCAAAUUCUGCAUCACUAAUUCAGACAAUGAUGGUAGUAGUGGGGAAGAUGAGGGAGAUUACACUCCAGAGAAAGGCCUGCACAGGUAAAUACAUGUACGUGUAAGAUAAAACUUGAAACAGUUUGUAAGAUGGGAAAUAAAUGAAGGAUUACUGGCACCCUGAUUGUUUGAGAGCUAUGUUUGAUAAGAUUACAGACCAUGGAAGUGACAUGAUGGUGGCACAAUUUGUUAUUCCAAGAAACUUCAAUAGAAAUGGAUGUCAAAACUGUCGAUGUUAUUGUAAAAACAAAUCGACAACAAUUUUCCUUGGUCUGUAAUCUUAUCCACCAUAGAAUUGACCUCAAGAUGUUCAAAACUUUGCAUUGAAACGAGUUUCCUGUGGUUCUGGGUUCUACUUGAGUUUUGACCAUUCUUAUGUCAUUUCUAUGGCCGGCAAGUGUACAGACCAUGGAAAAUUGAUGUCGAUCAAUUUGUUAAAUUGAUUCAAAGUAAUGCUUAACUUUUUUUCUUUACAUUGUGUGGAUCAAACACCGUAGUAUUUGCUGCAGACAACAUUUCCUCCAAAAACGCCUGCUAUUAUCUUACCAAUAAUUGUCUCAUUAUAUUCAGAGGAUAUGCAUAUUUCACUGUUGUUUUCUUAGUUUAUAAGUUGACUUCUCAGUCUCUUGAUAUUAGAACACUGUCUCAUGUUUGAUUAGCAUUAGUUCUCACAAAUACAUGUAUUCCUCACAGACUACAUUCUGGUGGGUACCAAAUUGAGGUAUCUUUCACCAAGCACAAGUGGGGUAAACGAACAGUAGUCUUUGAAUAAAGGCCUUACAACUUGAGCGUGCAGUGUUCUUUCUCCUUAAUUUCAGCUGAUGUUUCUUUCAGGGUCCGCCUUCAAAGUGGGAAACUUGAAUUGGUGAAUACUAGACCAGAUGGAUUGUUUGAAGCAGGGGAUAUGCCAGACCUUUCAUCAGGUUGGAUGUAUAGUGAUUUAGUUUGAUUGCGGUGAUGUAUCAAACACGAGAUUCAGUGUUGGUUUCUGAUUUCCAGACACCAAACAUCAAGCGUAAGAAUCAAGUUGCCUGGAUAUUAUUUUGAUGAAACACUGUGUCGAGUUUUUGAUAUACAAGUGGAUUAAAAUUUUAUAAUUCUUGAAGAAAUUCAAAAUUCUCUGGCAUUUAAGAAUUCCUUUGUUUUUCUUCUUGAAUUAUUGCAGUUAAUAUUAGGGAUGUGCAAGAUAGUGACUAACCAAAUCCUUAGUCAAGAUUUUGUUAAAUUUGAUGGAAACUUACACUGUAAUAGACGUUCUCUAAAGGAUAGCUCAAAUGUCUUCUUAAAUUAACCCUAUUCAGACUGGGGGGGGGGGGCUUUUUGAACCCCCCCUCCAGCAAAAUCGUGAUAACUCCUACACCGACAGAGCUAUGACGUUCAAAUUUUCUGACUUUUCCUAAAACCAUUUCAAAUUUUAAAUUUUAUUGCUUCCUAUUGCUUUUUCUCGCUGUACAAGUGUUUCCUUGUUACUAGUUCAUAAGAAAGGAUAACAAAGAGAUGACUUUACCGAUAUUAUUGAUAUUUUACGUAUCUAAGUGGAAAAAUAAUAAGAAACAUUGAAAAAUCGGAAUAUGAUGUCACUGUGACAUCAUCAUUGGGCGUGGCAAGUCAAAACUGGGUGUGGGGCUUCUUUGUACGGAAAUGAUCAUUGUGUGUAAAUUUCAUGACCCUAGCAUUAUUGGUUCCAGAGAUACAGAGGGGAGGUCCGAGGAGCCCCCCCCCAGUCACAGAUUGACCAAAAAAGCCCAGUCUGAAUAGGGUUAACAGAUAAGCAUCUCUUUUUUAACUAAAAAAUUAUUGCAUAGAAGAAAAAGUAAUUAAAAGUAGAAAAUUUAAAACUUUUCUUGCACAUCCCAUGUGUUUGGUUUUUAGAUGGUUGAGGAGGUGUACUGAAGAGAACUUAUUGGUUAUAAGAAAUUAGAACAAACCAUGUAUUUUACUUCUUUAGAUAUGGUCUCUCAUGGUUGGCCUGACAGCAGAAACCCUAUAGUACAAGCUGUUAUGCCAGUGGGAACUACACUUAAUGGUAGUACUGAGUGCUUCCACACUGUAUUGCAUAAUUAUUUGAAUUAAUGACAAUGAAUAAUUAAGAAAAUAAUUUCUAAGUGGUUGGAAAAUAAUCUCCCCACUAUUUUACAAUAUACACUGUACAUUGUAGACUGUUGUUUUUUGGAAUGGACCAUAUCAUUUUUCUAUUUUAGGUGAAAUUGGUAUUUUGCAUAGAUUGUUAUAUACAUUAUUUACAUGUGGCAACAUUUAUUUCUCCCAGUCAGCGAUAAGAAUUUAUUAUUUCUUUCUUUUUAAGAUAGUUCUGGGGUAUCUGAUUUCAUACCUUUCAUGAGUACUUAUCUAUUGCUUGUUGUUUUAGGAAGUGCUGGAGUUAACCCUUGGAGUUUACAUUGUCACAAAGAGCAGUUGAGCAGAAUGAGAGAACUGGGAUCAUCUUCAAAAACACACAGUAUCCUUUUCCUUUUAAGCUUUCAAUAUUGUGAUAUUUGGCUUAUCUACUUCUGACCAAACACUUUGAGUUAAGUAAUUAUGUUUAACACAAAGAUUUUGAGCUGCCAGGAAAUAUUUUGAGAUGGCAACUGUUGGGUAAUCAUGUUGAUUUUUGUAAAUGCAGAGCUAAUACACUCUCAAAUGAAUGCCUCUUAUCUAGUAAACUGGGGAUAAGCAUAAAAGAAAGAUCAUUCUAUUCACUCAAUUUCUUGCCUGAUCAUGAUUAAUAAGGGUUUGCACAUUGUAUUUUUAAUGUUCAUUCAAUGGCAAGUUCAAAGCAUGAAUAGACUAAUGAUCACAACACAAUGUUGCUUAGUGAGGAUUCUAACAUCAUUGUUGAGAUUGGUAAGAGAAAUGUGGAUCUCUAGAUAGCCUAGAUGGAUCAUUGAUAGGCUGGAUAUUCCGCUGUAUUUAAACUGUCUUGAUAUUUUCACCAAAUCCAUAUUACUUUUUUGAGCUUGUUAAAUAGGUAUAAACACAGGGUGCAAAGAAAGUUAGUUGUACAGCUUGCCAUUCAGGAAAGCUGUAGCUAGCAAGUAUUAGCCCAAAAGUCAUUUCAACUAGCCCAAAAAAAAUUUUUGAUGAGCAUUGGUUACAGUUCUCCUGUAAUUUGAGUUCUGCCCAAAAACCUCAUUUGCCCAUCGGGCAAGUUAAGAAUAGAAAUCACUAGCCUAGUAGCAAAAUCCAGUAGCCCCGGGCUAUCGGACACCACUUUCUUUGCACGCUGAAACACCUAACUCUUUUUAAAUGCUUCCUAACUAUUAAAGCCUACCUCUUGGACCUUUAAAAUUAAAUUAAUGCCCCGGCAUCUAUUACAUCAUUAAUUUUGUGGGUAUUUGUUCUGUACCAGUAUUAUGUGUUCUAUCUUGACCUUAACUGUGAUUAGCAUUCAUUGUGUUGGAGAAUGUUGCACAUAGAUUUUCAACUCCCUGUAUUUUGGAUUUGAAAAUGGGAACACGACAUCACGGAGAUGAUGCACCAAGUGACAAAAGAGAGAGACAGAUAGCUAAAGCAGAGCAUUCGACUUCUAAGACUCUUGGAAUUAGAGCUGGUGGAAUGCAGGUAUUAUGCUGUGUACCCCUUGUGAUAUGUAUUCUCGGGAGGCACUCUGAGUCAGGAAAGUCUGUUAACAUGAGAUUCCUUCAGUAGUUUUAACGACAUUUGGUUUCUAAGUUAAUUUAUUUUAUCUGAAAGUUAUAUCUUCUGCUCUGUCAUGUUUCUGACUUUCACUGGGUUGUGUUUCUAGGUGUAUAACAGUGGAUCAGGAAGGUUUAUGUGUCGGAACAAAUAUUAUGGCCUGAAAUUAUGUCAAGAAGGUUUUAGAGAGGAACUUGUGACUUUCCUGCACAAUGGAGAACAGUUUAGAAUGGAGCUAAUAGAACCUCUACUCUAUAAACUCCGAAAAUUGUACAAAGUUAUUGAGAAGCAAAAUUCAUACAGAUUCUACUCAAGUUCUCUACUCCUCAUGUACGAAGGAGACAUGCAAAGGAAAUGCAGUUGUCAUACAGAAAAAGAACAAGACACCAAUAGACAAAAGGAGAAUAUUAACAGAAGUUGCAGCUCCUGCAGUUUAAACAAGAAUGGCAAAUUUAACAGCCAUCAUUCUUGCAAAGUGGAUGUGCGAAUGAUUGAUUUUGCUCACACAACAUAUGGUGUUUUUGCUGGGGAUCCUGUACGCCAUGGGCCUGAUUCAGGAUAUUUGUUUGGAUUAAAGAACUUGAUUAGGCUUCUAGAAGAAAUCAGAGACAAAUAUCUAGGUUCCACAGAGGUAAAGACCCAAGAAACUGGUAUCAUAUCUGAUAAAAGCUAAGGGAAUUAAUAUUCUGAGUGAGUGCAUGUUGCUGUAGGUAGAGUGCAAUGGACACCUUUAUCCCUAUUUGACUGUAUUAAAAAAAAUUAUCCAGACGAAUGUGUGCUCUUAGUACACUUAUAUAUGAAGAUGUUUUAAAGGGACUAGAGUCAGCAAUUGCUUUUGCGAUUCUUGUCAACAACAAUAUUAAUGUUACAAUUAUUAAGCCAGUUUUGGUCAGUUGUUUAGUUCUUCAAUUGUCAGUGUGGGAAGCUUAGUAAAGCUUUGUAAGUUGUUACAGCAGUUUGCUAAUGAUAGAAAGUCAAACACAGUGAACUAAAACCACACCAAAAAAUAAUAAAUGAGGGUAAAGAGAGAAAUAAAAUGUGUAUAAUGAAGGGUACAAAUAAUUAUAACAUUUUCAUAUUUAACAGCAUCUCAGGUGCUGAUUGAGUUGAAUUGAAUUUUGUUUAUAACACACUGAGGAUUUCUUUUGUUAUCAUUCUCAUUAUUAUUUUCAUUAAGUCAUCAUCAUCAUUAUCACUGUCUUUAAUCUUAACUUUUCAAGUUCUUUGUGACUUCAGUGCAACAUCUAUAUUUUAAUAUUCCCGUUUUACUGUUUUAUUUUCUUCAUUCUCUUGGUGGUGAAGACAUCACCAAUAGCCACAUAUUCAAUACAAAAUAAAUUUUCCUUAUAACAUGUUUGAUACCAACAAAUACCAUACUUUAACAUUGUUUAUAAAAUAUUGCCCUCAAAAAAAGGGAAAUGAAAAAAAAAAAAAGGGAACUGAGUGGAACUGAACUACAAAAACUCCAGCUAAGUAGAUCACUAGACUACGAGUAGUCCUGUGGCGGGGAGAGAGAAAUUUUUCUCUCUCCCCGCCGCGUGUCGCCUUUUCACGCGUGGGUGAUUUUCACGCCCGCUCACGUUUUGCUCGCUCUACUAUCCCUGAGGAAAAAUGGGAGACUAUUCGUAGUCUAGUAGAUCACAGGCACCCCACUCAAAUAAUUUUUUAACGUAUAAUCCAAAUGGAACAGAACAGAAUUAAAAAAAUAAAAAACAACUGGUAGGAGGCAGCCAGGUGGCUAUUUAUAAGCAUGACCAAUGAUUUCAUCCUGAGACUUGCAGGAAACAAAUUCAGCUGGUGGUCAGAGCUGGACUCAGGCCACCAGAUGGUGAGUCUAACAUGCUAACAGACCACUUGGCCAUGCCUCCUGCAAGCAUUGUCUCUACGAUAUGGGUCACCCAGCAACCUGGAGAUUCUCAUUAUAAAUUUAUCAGAGCUUAGCUCUGCAGUUGACAACAUCUUCCUUGGGACUUGAUAUUUAUAAAUGUACAAGUUACUUCAACGUGGGCCUUUAGGUGCACCUUAUAUUUCACAAGUUAAGAGCAUGCACAGUAUUUCCUAACAGAUAGAAUUAAGUCACUAAUGUCGUAGUAAAAAAAUAAUAAAUAUAAAUUUAUUAAGUCAUUAGCAGCUUAUUAAUAGAGUUGAAUUCUCAUUUCGGAUAAAAUUCUAUUAUCAUACAUGAAAAAGUAUUACGAUCAUAAAUUUGUUUGAUGUAUUUUUUUUGUUGGUGGAGAGUACAUAUUUAUUAUUGAGACUUAAAGUAAUUGCUUAAAACUGAUUACAUAAUUAGAGAUGCUGGGAGAAUUUGAUUGGAAACAAUAAUUCCAUGUUUUUGAAGCCUUGGUACUUAAAUUAUAAAGAGAAUGCACUGUACAGGCUGUAAAUUUUACCUCUCGAUUAGAGACAGGAAUAAGGAAUGGAAUUAACAUUGCAGUAAUAAUAAUAUUAUUAUUCAAGCCUUUUUUCCUGCUACGGUCAGAAUGAUAUUAAUUACUUGUAGUUACAUUGUAAUUUUUGGGAUCCUUUUGAUCAUUUAUUUGCAUACAGGUAACUGUCUCUUGUAACAAGAUGGGUACCUGCUUUUUGGGUUUGACAGUCAUUUAACCAUAACUAUAACAUUUAAGAUGGAUAGAUAGACCUGGUCUAACAGUGGCCAUCAUAUAGUGAGUUGACUGUUAAUGUUAAUUUAGUAUUUAAAUUCAUCACUUGUAUUUUAAUACAUAUGGAAAAGUUACAAUCAAUAUAAUAAUAAUUACGAUUCAGUUGAAUAAUGAUCAGAGUAAUGUAUGUAGCAGUC